AGUUUGUUUUCCAUUAGGAGCGACGGUCACAUUAACGCACCAAAAUACAAAUUGUUUUGUUUAUUUGGUGCUAUAAACGUGAGUGGCCAAUGAAGCAUCUCCUGGAGGACCCGUUGGUCCUGGCCGACCUGCAGCCGCUGCCGGAAAAGACCGGUAUUGUGGAGGAUCGACAGGAGGCGGCCAGGAAUCCUGCAGCAAACUUCGCGCCCCUUGAGGGAUUGCCCGAUUCUGGGGAGGAUUCGCAGCGAGAGGACACGCUCUGCAAGUUGGCCUGCAGCCUGCACAAGCUAUCCAAGGACGAUCACAUAGUCAUCGAUCGAAAGCGCAAUCAGGUGAUUCGCACAGAUGCAGUGACCCAGCAGAUGACCAUUUACCGCUGUCCGGAUCCCGCUGCCAUGGGAAUCCGUCCGGCCACGGCAAAAAAUGCCCACAAUCCGCCUGCUAAAGUGGGAAGACCCCUGAAGAGAGCCAGCCCAAUGAUUGCCACAACUCCCGCGCCCAAAAAACAGCCGCCGGCGGAGGAGAAACCUGCCGCUGCUGAGCCACACCGCACUCGUUCCGGUCGCCAGGUGCGCAGCUCAAUGGCACAGCCAGCUCCUGUGAUCAGUGGCUCCCCUGUGGAGCCCAGUUCUGCUCAGAUGUUUGAGAUGCUGGUUGCAGAUUUGCGUGACAAGGACUACCGGGCACCCAUGCCCGAGCCGAAGACAAACGGCAGCAGCCAAGAACCUGUCCCAACGCCCACACCACGCGCCGUUCCCAAGAAUGCCAUUUGCCCCGGAUGUGGGAAGAUAUUCCUGGGUCGCCGACUGCAGCGUCACUUUGUCAAAUUCCCGGAGCACAUGCCGCGUCUUGGCGAGCAGCCGCCAACUGCUGCAGCAGGAGCGCCACCCACCUCCACGCCUUCGCUUUUUGGCCUUCUUACCGCCCAACUUCAGCGGCAUUCGCAUCUCAGCGAGGAGCAGCGCUCCGAUCUCUUCCUAAACGAACUGAAUGACUUUGUGGAGCAACUCCAGCUGCGUAGCCAGCGGCUAAUACGGAAUACCUCAGGACUGCACUUUGUGAAUGCUCGGGUUGCACGAGUUUUGGGCAUACCCGAGGGUCAGUAUGCACUGGAUAUGUCUGCCAUGGAAUCGCCGCAGGCUCCCAUGCCGGAGCCAGAGGGUGGAGCUCUGGUUGCCGGUGGCGUCGGUGGCGGAGCCCGUAAUCUGGUGGUCUACGCCGAGUUGAGCAUGUCGCUGGACGAUCCGCUCACGGACGAGGCUGCGCAGCGACUGAAUCUGUCCGCGGGCGGGCAACUUCAUCCGCCGUCGGAGGAGAGCCUACUCAGGAAUGUCAGCGAUCUCAUGCAGCCGCCGGUGGCAGCUGCUCCUCCGACUGUAAAUCAUGGAUACGAUCAUGCGAGCGACAAUGCCGUGGAGGCCCUAACCAUGAAGGAAACGCCCAACGCGGAAGCCAUUCUAGAUCUCAACGUGGACUUCUUCCAGUUCAAUCCUAAUUAGUCAUGACAUUGCAUUUUUAGGGUUAGCCAAGAUCUGUGAAAAGGUUGGUGUUAUUUAUCAUUUCUUAUUUAAACUGAAAAUGAGAUAAUCAAAUGUAGGCAAACUGGAUUUUUGGUUCCUAACACUAGAAUCAAUUAAAAAUACAACAUUUUUAACUUCUGAAUUUUUAAACUUGAAAGAGAUACUGAAAUUUAAUUGUUUUUUUAAGCAACAAAAUUUAAUAUAACAUGCAGUGAUAUAAAAAGUUAAAAAAAUGUUAUUUUCAUAUGCAUAUAUUUCUGAAUGAGUUACUGAAAUUUAAAAUUUGCAUUAAAUUUCUUUCCCUGAAUUAUCUUUUCAAAGAAAAUGGAAAUGUAUUAUGUAAAUAUACAAAUAUGUUGGAUAAUUUUAAAGUUUUUAUGUUUACAAAAGUUUAAAAUUCUAAACGUUUGAUUGAAUGAAAGCCAUUGAAGAAGAUUAUGAAAUGUUAUUCGGUUAUUUUUAAAAAACGAUACAUGUAAUAUUUUUAAUGCUAGCGUAUAAUCCACAUAUAUGAUUUGCUUAAUGAAUGUAAUCGGAAAUUUGAAUAAUGUUUUUUUUUAAUGAAUGAACAUUUGAAGAGGAUACAAAUGGUUUAUGUAAAUACAUAAAUAAGAGAUUAAUUAUUUGUAAGAUAUAUUUUGUAUUUUUCUUGAAGAUGAAAAUUGAAACUAUAUGAAAUACUUGUAUGCGCACGUACCAUCAAUGAAAAUGAAAAUAUCUUGCAAUAAAUCGGACCAUGCUAAUGGAUGAGUGGCCAAUAAUG
Messenger RNA from Drosophila suzukii, 2283 nucleotides. RefSeq lists its product as uncharacterized. Lineage: Eukaryota; Metazoa; Arthropoda; Insecta; Diptera; Drosophilidae. The record is from RefSeq and is a predicted model, not a curated record.